Molecule: messenger RNA, 336 nt
Organism: Insectozyma verbasci
Lineage: Eukaryota; Fungi; Ascomycota; Pichiomycetes; Serinales; Debaryomycetaceae
Source: the annotation of a GenBank genome assembly
AUGUCAAUUAUAAAAGACGGUAUUAAAUAUACUGCAUUUAAAGGAGGUGUAACUACCACUUAUGAAAUUGAUGGUGAUUCUAUUAAAAACGCUACUAAAGUACCAAACGUUAUUGUAAAACCUAAAGGUAUAUUACAUUAUUAUAAAUGUCAAAAAUAUAAUGAGAAAUGGGUAUUUCCUAUGGAUGAUGAACUUUAAUUAGCAAAAGGUCCUGUUAGAAUUACUGAUCGUGAAGUUAUUGAAAGAAUCGAAAAAGAAGGUAAAAAAAAUGCAAAAAGAGCAGCAAGAGAAGAAAAAGCUGUAGCUGAAGCUGCUGUUGCUGCUAAACUUUUAUAG